This is a messenger RNA of Schistocerca gregaria, 1765 nucleotides long. RefSeq names its product fimbrin-like. Gene Ontology annotation, cellular component: actin filament bundle; actin filament; cytoplasm. Lineage: Eukaryota; Metazoa; Arthropoda; Insecta; Orthoptera; Acrididae. Gene Ontology annotation, biological process: actin filament network formation; actin filament bundle assembly. The transcript has 7 exons. The record is from RefSeq and is a predicted model, not a curated record. Gene Ontology annotation, molecular function: actin filament binding. The coding region runs from base 15 to 1595 and encodes 526 amino acids.
GCUGUGAUAUUGUUAUGUCUACAAGUCCUUGGGGUGAGAAAGUUGAUAGGUCGAAGUCCGCUCUGACCACUACGACUUCGGUGGGCGAUUCGACUCAUACAUAUACGAACGACGAGAAGACAGCGUUCGCGGAUUGGAUCAAUACCUCGCUGAAGGGGGAUCCAGAUUUAGCUGAUUUGCUCCCGGUGAACUCGGAGGAUGAUUCGUUGUUCAAGGUGGUGCACAACGGCUUGGUCAUGUGCAAGUUGAUCAACGACGCGGUGCCGAACACGAUUGAUGAGCGCGCGAUCAACAAGACGAAGCUGAACGCCUACAGAAUUGGGGAGAAUCAGACGCUGGUGCUGAACUCGUCGAGGUCGAUUGGGUGCAAUGUCAUCAACAUCUCCGCGACCGACCUGAUGGAGGGGAUCCCCCAUUUGGUGCUGGGCCUCCUGUGGCAGGUCAUCAAGAUUGGGCUGCUGUCGAAGGUUAACUUGAAGGCGUGUCCCGAGUUGUUUAGGCUGUUGAACGAGGGGGAGACGCAGGAGAGCUUCUUGAAGCUGUCUCCGGACCAGAUUCUGCUGCGUUGGGUGAACUACCACCUGGCGAACUCCGGGUCGAACAAGAGGGUGCAGAACUUCUCCUCGGACAUCAAGGACUCCGAGGCGUACACGCUGUUGCUGAACCAGGUUGCGCCCAAGGAGGCUGGGGUGAACAUGUCGCCGAUGAACGAGAGCGACAAGACAAAGCGGGCGGAGAAGAUGCUUCAGGAGGCGGACAAGAUUAAGUGCAGGAAGUUCUUGCUGCCCAGAGACGUCGUUAACGGGAAUGCGAAGCUGAACUUGGCGUUCGUGGCGAACUUGUUCAACACGUACCCGGGUCUGGAGCCUGUCGAGGAGGUACCGGAGGAGAUCGUCGAGGAGACGAGGGAGGAAAAAACGUACCGAAACUGGAUGAAUUCCAUGGGUGUUUCUCCCUACGUGUCCCACCUGUACGAGGGGUGUCGCGACGGUAUCGUGUUGCUGCAGCUGUUAGACAAGAUCCGACCGGGGAUCGUGGACUGGAAGGCGGUGAAUCAGCCGCCUUUCAAGGACAGAGGUGGGAACAUGAAGCAAAUAGAGAACUGCAACUACGCCGUCAAAUUGGCCCUCGACUCGAAGUUCUCUCUUGUGGGUAUUGAGGGAAAGGACAUUUAUGACUGCAACAAGACCGCCAACCUCGCGUUCGUUUGGCAGGCCAUGCGCGCGUACACGCUCGGAAUCCUGACCAAACUCUCAGAUUCCGGCUCGCCCAUCUCGGACAGUGCCAUCAUCGCCUGGGCGAACGGCAUCCUGAGCAGCGAGCACAAGAUCAGCGGCUGGAAGGACCCCAAGAUCACGACCUCCCUCCCCAUCGCCCACCUGGUCGAGCACCUCCGCAGCGGCACCGUCGACUUCUCCCUCCUAUCUUCCUCGGACUCCUACGAAGACAAGGUCAACAAUGCCAAAUACGUCAUCACCUGCGCCAGAAAGGUAGGCGCGUGUGUAUUCACUCUUCCGGAACAGGUCGUCGAGAGCGACGCGAAGAUGAUCCUCACUCUGUUUGCCGCCCUCAUGACUGUCGCCUACAAGAAGUAGAGUGUGGGGAAGACGUGUGUUUUUUACUCGAUCUCGCCUGAGCAAGACUAGAGCGAAUCAGGGCAGAACGAGCGAUAGUGUGGCACCGAGUUUUUCUGAGUCACGCGCCGCUCUGUUCAAAUACUACACAAUUUAUAUAAUUCUCUUUUGCACAACACAGGAAAAGAAAA